AUUACAUACAUCGGUUUUUAGUCAUAACAAAGUUAUAAAUUGAAUAUAAUACUGCCUAAUAAGUUAAUAAAGCUGUAAACAACACAGAAUUUAUGCUAAUUUUUUUUUAGUGUUGACCGAAAAAUUCGCAAAAAUGGAUAACUCUGCUAUACCAAGUAAUAAAUAUGUAUAUAAGUACACCUCCAGAAUUAUAACCCCUAGAGAACAAAGGCAUGUCUAUUAGUUCUAAAAAAUAUUCUAUUUUGCAAUUUAUAUGCAUUAGAAGUGUCGCCAGAUGAAUGCUUCGUAAUAAUGUCCCACUACGUCAUGGAGAACUAUACAUAUAUAAAUGUAUAAUACUCUACUUAUAAAUACAUACUAUGAUGUGACAAUAUGAAAGUUGUCAAGGAAGGGAAAAUAAUCUGGAAGAACAGCUGAUAUUAAACAGCUACACUAUUCUUUCUCUAUUAGUUUAAUUUCUCCCAUUAAAUUAAUUAUGUGUAACUAUCUAUUGCGAUUUAAGAAAACAACAUUUAAUUAAACUUGAAUAUCACUGUUUAAAAUGAACUAAAAUUUUUCUUCCAAAAUAUUAACUUUUAUGGAGUAAACAAAAAAUGAAAAUAAAUUACACACAGUUGCCUAUAAAGGCACAUUAUUUUUUCUUCAUGGCAGCAAUGGGACCAAUUCUUCCAUUUUUACCAGUUUAUGGUAAACAACUUGGUAUUUCUGUAGUGGUCAUGGGUAGCAUCACAGCUAUUUUACCAAUUGUAUUCCUAAUUGCUAAACCAGCUUUCGGCUUUCUUGUAGAUUGUUUUCAUGCUUGGAGGAAAACAAUUUUUAUAGCAUUACUAGCAACAACAAGUAGUUGCUAUAUUUGUAUGUGUUUCUUACCAGUACUUCCAAGUCCAAUUUUACCAGACCACAAUUUUAAUAAUAUAUCUUGUACUUCGAUACCUCAAUGUUCUCCAGAGGAUAUCUCAAGACCACGUUUGUGUACUGGAAUAAAAAAUGCCAUGUGCCAAUGGACUUGCAUGGAUAGAAAUUUUUUUGUGCCAGUACAGUUUCAAGGAGUCAACAAAGAAAUUGAUUUUUCUUCAAAUACGACGUGUAUAAUCGAUGCCAAUAUGACAUCGUAUUGUUCUGAAAACUCUAACUGUGAUAUUACCUGUGGUACUUUUGAAGAACAUAAUUGUUUAUACGGGUCCAUAACUUUUUGGGGGUUUAUCCUUUUAAUGUCUCUUGGUAAUAUUGGUUUCAAUGUAAGCAAUUGUAUAAGCGACGCAAUUUGUUUUGAUAUAUUAGGUGACGAUAACCAAAUGGGAUACGGUAGACAACGUGUUUGGGGAACUAUAGGUUUUGGAAUUUCCGCUUUCUUAGCUGGUUAUGCGGUUGACUAUUGGUCUAACGGAGAAAUUAUAAAAACUUACACACCUGCGUUUUUACUUGUGUUUUUAUUUUCAUUCAUUGAUAUAUUUUGUUGCAAGAAACUGGAUUUACCAAUGAUGGGAGGAUCAGCAGAUAUAUUGAAAGAUGUCUUUCAAUUAUUAAAAUUAAAACCUAUCAUUAUAUUUCUUAUCUUUGCAACUGUUGCUGGAAUUCUUGACAGCUUCAUAAUAUAUUUUUUAUUUUGGUACUUAGAAGAUCUUGCAAGGGCGACUGGUUACAUGGGGGAAAUUAAAUUAAUAGAAGGUUUAAUAGUUGCUGCAGAAACAUUAGGCGGCGAAGUAAUAUUCUUUUCCAUGUCUGGUAAAAUUUUAAAGAAACUAGGAUUUGGAUACACUUUUACAUUUUGUUUCGUAUGCUAUGCUCUGCGAUUUGGUUUAAUUUCUUUGGUAUCAACUCCAUGGUGGGUCAUUCCAAUUGAAUUAUUUAUGCAAGGACCUACCUAUGCACUUUGUUAUACAACGAUAGUUGCGUAUGCAAGUAAAGUCGCACCACCUGGAACAUCAGCUACCGUUCAAGGAAUAGUAGCUGGGAUGGAUGAUGGUUUUGGUUUUGCAAUUGGUAGUCUAAUAAGUGGUAUUUUAUAUAAGCAAUUUGGUGGAGUAAUAACGUUACGGAUAUAUUCAUUGAUUGCCGUUAUAACUGCAUUCUUAUACCUCAUUUUGUACUUGCUUUAUUUAAAGCAUACCACACCAGGUAUAACCAUCUCAGUCUUCAUUUUAUCUUCAAUAUGUCUGUUAUUAAAAGUUUUGCUUAUUACGUGUAGAUACGAAAAAGAACGUAGAAUGGAAGACGCCUGAAGAAGCUCAAAUACAAUGCGCUACCGCGGAUAGCUGAUUAUAAUUCAAAUCAAUUUAUUUCCAUUGGAAAUAUUGUUACCAGUACUGUAGUGAUUACUAUUGGUACAAAUCAUUAAUCAAAAUAUAUUGUUAUAUAAAUAAUUGUAAUAUUAAAUGGACAGUGUUAUGCAUAACACUCUAUCUAUAUUUUUAUAAUGAUCUACUGAUGAAAUAAAAUACGAGAUUUUUUCUAACACGAAUAAGAUGAAAAAUAUGAAACAAACGUGUAAUGUAAAGUUAAUGUUUUUUUUUUUAAUCUUAUUAUAUUGAUUAUACAAAACAUUCGUAGUACCGUAUAUUCAUAUAGAUUGUGAUAUUUUAUAACGAGGAAUAUUAGUUAUAGUUUAAGACAUCACUAAUGUAAUAAUUGUUAACACUUUAUUAUAUUAACAAAUGUUUUUAACGAUUAUUAUAAAAUUUAAGAAUUAUAACCCGAUUUAUUUCGUACUAAAUCGUACUAUUUAGUAAAAAAAAAAAAACCGAAGUUUUAUUUAACUGUGUAAGUCACCUUUCCGAACAUUUUAAAGACAAACAUUUGCAAUACACAAAAAUAAA
Messenger RNA from Osmia lignaria (orchard mason bee), 2816 nucleotides. RefSeq names its product major facilitator superfamily domain-containing protein 6. NCBI's taxonomy places the organism in Eukaryota, Metazoa, Arthropoda, Insecta, Hymenoptera, Megachilidae. Gene Ontology annotation, cellular component: membrane. The record is from RefSeq and is a predicted model, not a curated record. Gene Ontology annotation, molecular function: transmembrane transporter activity.